This is a messenger RNA of Gilbertella persicaria, 2281 nucleotides long. RefSeq names its product Fungalysin metallopeptidase-domain-containing protein. The coding region runs from base 75 to 2243 and encodes 722 amino acids. Gene Ontology annotation, molecular function: metalloendopeptidase activity; zinc ion binding. NCBI's taxonomy places the organism in Eukaryota, Fungi, Mucoromycota, Mucoromycetes, Mucorales, Choanephoraceae. The record is from RefSeq and is a predicted model, not a curated record. The transcript has 2 exons.
GUGAGAGAUCAUUCCCCCUUUCUUUCAAGCGAUAAGCGUAAUUUUUCUCUUUCUUUUUCCUUUCUUUUUUUAUAAUGAAGUUUUCCUCUAUCUCUUGUUCUAUAUGCUUAUUGGCCACCAUAGCUCAAGCUGCCAUAGUCAAUAAUGGUGAAUUAAGUCGCAAACAAUACAUUCAAGGCCUAUCACGUAGUUUUGGACCUGAAGUGCCUUAUCGGGAAUAUACAGUACCUUCUUAUCAACAGCGUCAAAAGGACUACAGUGCCUUUACAAUGACAGAUCAACCAGAAGACAUUGCUAUCGCAUUUGCUCAAUCUGAAUUGACAAACAGUGAAUUUGUGGUUACAAGUGCUUACAAGUCUGAUUUGAAUGGUGUUACACAUGUCUACUUGCGUCAGAUUGUCAAUGGGCUUGAAGUCUUGAACGGAGACAUCAAUAUCAAUAUAGAUCGUUUUGGACAAGUCAUUUCUUAUGGUAAUUCGUUCGCAAGACCUAGUCCUAAACUCAAAUCAGAUGUGGAUCUCUUGACGCGUGUUCGAAACGGUCUUCGUGUAGUUUCAAGUUCAUUCAGUCAGACAGUAUUCUCUUCCCAACCUCCACAAGUGGACUAUCUCUAUGACAUUGCUUAUGAGAAUGCUAAUGUCAUUUCUCCUACAGAAGCCAUUCUGUCUUUAUUGGCCUUUGUGAAGCCCUCGCUUCCUGAUCCUACGGUGGUUGACCAACUUAUGCCUGACCACUUGGUUAUGAUGAACACACUCAAGACCCAAGAUACACCUGUGCUUCAAUUUGAAAACGUACCUUUUGCCUUAUCUCCUGUGCAAGCACGUCAGGCCUACAUGCAGAACGAAAAAGGUGACUUGCAAUUAGUCUGGGAUUUAGAAUAUGAGUUGCAUGAUAAUUGGUACAACGGUCAUGUGAAUGCGCAUGAUGGUACCAUCAUGGGUCUUGUUGAUUGGGUAUCCAGUGCUGCUGCGUAUAAUGUUAUCCCUUUUGGUUACAAUGAUCCCAAUGAUUCUAAGCAACAAUUGGUCAAGAACCCUCACGAUAAAUGGGCUAGUCCUGAUGGCUGGCAUGCUCAGGGCGCUAUUUCAAAAGGUGCCAAGACAUACAAUGUCACGAUUGGCAAUAACGCUUAUACACAUACAAACCCUGAUGGUGGGUCCAGCUGGCAAAGUAAUUACCGCCCUAGUGGCCAUAUAGAUGAAGAAGGUGAUAUCGUGUUUGACUAUGUUGCCAACUUUGAAAAAGACGAUCCUGAAGACUAUGAAGAUGCCGCAGUCACCAACCUCUUUUAUUGGGUCAACACAGCUCAUGAUUUCUUUUACCGAUACGGUUUUGAUGAGAAGGCUGGCAACUUCCAACAAGACAACCUUGGACGUGGACGUGAUAAAGAUAAUGGUGAAGGAGAUGCUGUGAUUGCAAAUGCUCAAGAUGGUUCAGGCAGAAACAAUGCUAAUUUCGCUACGCCGCCUGAUGGCAAGCACGGUAAGAUGCGCAUGUAUGUCUGGGAUCAAACAAAGCCAAUGCGUGAUGGUGACUUUGAAAGUGGUAUCGUGAUUCAUGAAUACACACACGGUGUCUCGAUUCGUUUAACAGGUGGUCCAAUGAACUCAAACUGUCUCGGAUGGGGUGAAGCAGGUGGUAUGGGUGAAGGCUGGGGAGACUUUGUGGCCACAAGUAUCCGUAUGCGCAAGGAAUUCACCCGUAAUGUUGAAUUUGGCAUGGGCGAUUACUCUAAUGGUGGUGAUGGUAUUCGUAAAUACAAAUACUCUACUUCCAAUACAACCAAUCCUAGCACAUACCGCAUCAUGGACCGCUUUGACUAUUGGGGUGUCCAUGCUAAAGGUGAGGUAUGGGCUGAAAUGCUUUAUGAAGUCUAUUGGAAUCUAGUGGAUCGUCUCGGAUUCACCCCCGAAUGGUUCCCUCCUGUGCCUAAUGACCCUUACAAGACAGCCAUGAACGAAGAAGAGCUUGAAGAAGUUCGCACACACAUCACAUCUUAUGGCAACACGCUUGCCAUGCAGCUAGUCAUAGAUGGUCUUAAGUUACAACCAUGUAACCCUAGUUUUGUAUCUGCUCGUGAUGCUAUCUUGGAAGCCGAAAAGCAGCUGACUGGUGGUAAAUACCAUUGUGAUAUUUACCGUGCCUUUGCCAAACGUGGUCUUGGUGUAGGUGCUAAACUUGAAAAGAGAGGUUGGAUUGAGCAACGCGUUGAAAGUUAUGAACUUCCUUCUCUCUGUGAUUAAUUUAUUUUGUACAAACAAUAAAUGUUUAUUAUUAUUAU